AUGAUGGAAAAAAGAAAAAAAAAGCGAAACGAUGAUAACGCUCGCAACGUUUAUAAGCUGAAAGAGUUACUCACCAACGAUGAGACCACCUCUGCUUGCAUUCAGUGCUGUGAAAGGAAUUCGUACGAGACGUAUAACAACAUUUUGCAAUUUAUAAAAAAAGAUUUGAAUAUCCCCGUGUACGUCCUUGACCUUGUUAGUAUUUAUAAUCACGACAACAUUGCAAAGUUCGUUAAAGACGUUUUUGCAGAAUUUGUAAAGUAUGUUAAGAGGGAGAAAGUGCCCAAGUCGGUCCUGUUUCUGCCCUACUUUGAUGACUGGGUGGUGUCCAUAAGAGAGGGCAGCCAGGGGCAUCGCCACGGCGGUGAUGCGGCUGGCGAUGUUGAUGAUGGCGAUGAUAACGACGGCGAUGAUGACGACAGCGAUGAUGACGUUGGCGGCAACCGCGAACCAGACGAAUCAACGAAUUUCUUCCAAACGGAUGGUAGGAAAAAAAAAAGGAACGCGCCAUACGUCAAUGUGCAUAUAUAUAACUCCAUUUAUUACUUAAAAAAUAAGUUGCUAACAAAAUUGGGCAAGAAAAAGCUCUGUGUUAAAUUAAUCGGUUUGCACAAAACGAGGGGAGCCUUCGACUUAUAUAAUGACCUCUUUGAUUGCAAAAUAAUUAUCUCUCAGUUUGUCAGCACGCCCAUCCCAUACUACAUUCACAUGAACAGAGACAUCCAUAAAAGGCUCUCAAAGAAGAAAAAAAUUUCGAUCGACGAUGUGUACUCUGUUCUGGCUAGCAAGGUGGAUUAUUUGGACAGCGCGCGCGAAAAAAAUGUAAAUCUCUUUAAAUGCUUUUUUGCGUAUUAUUAUAAAUUUCAAAGGGGUGUUAUAAGAAGGUCCAGAAAAAGGAGACAGAGGAAACAGCUGGAACUGACAAACGAAAGCGCUCAGUGUCCAAAUUGCGAAUCUUUAAAUACAAAUUUUAAAUGGGUAAACUGCCUCACAAAUUUGAAGUAUUUUAAGUGUCUUCGAAAGUACAAAUAUUUUUUAACCAGUAAAAAAAAAAAAAAAUUCACCAUUUUUUUUUUCACACAUAGGGAUACAUACGUUUGGAAAUAUAUCAGCGAACGGUUGUGCUCGCCUUUUUUUAUAAAAGAAUAUAUCAGCACUCUUCUCAAAAGGCACACAAAGUUGAGUGCCACUUUUAAAUGUUCGAAGGGUGACGGCGAGGGUGGUGACACGCCCGGGGUGCCAGGCAGAGAAGACGCCACAACGGGGAAUUUGCCCCUUAUGCGUAGCAGUAAAAAAUACGAUGCUUGCCGCGAUAACCCAAAUCGCUGCCACAGUAGAGGUAACUGCAUGUAUUGGGAGCCCAACCCAGUCAGUUAUGCCAAACAGCGGGUAGACCCAACAUUAAUGCGCCGUAGACAUAUUCGAAAGGGCACAAAUGAGGACCAUUUGGCGCCUAUCCGGAAACGGUUCAUACUGAAAAAUAGGUACCAGCGUGAUGAUAACUACUGUGUGUACAAUUCGCAACCAAGAACUUUAUUAAGAUUUUAUUUUAGCAAAAUAAAUCUACCGAACAUUUGUUUGAUAUAUGGGGGCAGUGGAGUUGGGAAGAGCACCUUACUGCAAUUUUUAGUUCACAUCGUUAGCUUAAAUUAUAAGGACAUCUCUUUUAGCGAAAAGGUGAUGGCCCCUUCACUUCACAGCGCAGCUGAAGGGGAUGCAGGCAAGGUGAGUGAAUGGCGAAACACCAAUACGAGUAAGCAGAACAUGCGUGAAAGCAAAAGAACAGCUUGGGGAGGAAAAAAUUACAAGCAUGUGCCGUAUGCAUCCCUCAUGAGGAGAAUAAAUAUUCGGGAAAAAAAAAAAAUAUUUCUUCAAUUCCAAAAUGUGUGCAUAAUUCCAUUCGAAAGCCAUCUGUUGGUAAAUAAAACAAUCGGGGAAAAUAGCCGGUACAUUAGGAAAAUUUUCACCAUGGCCUUCAAAAACCAGCCAGCCGUUAUCAUUUUUGAUAACAUAGAUCUAUUUCUCGAGAAAAACAGCAAUUACAAACAUCCUGUGGAUGAUCAAAAUGAAGAUGUGUAUAAAAACAUUUACAUUUUACUAAUACAUUAUUUGCGUACGUACGUGAAUGGGUCGAACAGAAUAAAGUUUCUCGCAACGUGCAGUGUGCAUCCACAGUUUUUUAAAUUUUCUUUCCUCAAUUUGGUGCAGCGUAUACUGUUCAUUUCGUGACACAUUGGGGGGCGCACCCCAAGUGUGUGUGUUUUGUUUCUCCCGUUCGGAGUUUUUUUUUGUCACAACUUCUAACAUUUGUAACCUAAAUAUUGGCCUUUUUUCUUGGGGGCCUCUUCCUAUGUGUACGCAACACAGCGGAGAGGGAGAUCCUGUCCUAAGCCGCGGAGAAAGACUUUUUUUUUUCUUUUUCCCCCCACUCUUUUUAAUUUUCCUUCUUAAUCAUUCGCAUCGGAGCAUAGCCAAUAUGCUUCUUUUCCGUUGCGUC
This is a messenger RNA of Plasmodium vivax (malaria parasite P. vivax), 2497 nucleotides long. RefSeq lists its product as hypothetical. Lineage: Eukaryota; Apicomplexa; Aconoidasida; Haemosporida; Plasmodiidae. The transcript has a single exon. Bases 1 to 2229 code for a protein of 742 amino acids. Gene Ontology annotation, molecular function: ATP hydrolysis activity; ATP binding. The record is from RefSeq and is a predicted model, not a curated record.